Messenger RNA from Melitaea cinxia (Glanville fritillary), 1926 nucleotides. It is a transcript of the gene Rcc1, whose product is annotated as regulator of chromosome condensation-like. The transcript is spliced from 14 exons. Gene Ontology annotation, cellular component: cytoplasm. Lineage: Eukaryota; Metazoa; Arthropoda; Insecta; Lepidoptera; Nymphalidae. Gene Ontology annotation, molecular function: guanyl-nucleotide exchange factor activity. The record is from RefSeq and is a predicted model, not a curated record. Bases 163 to 1926 code for a protein of 587 amino acids.
AAUUAUAUUUUACCUGUGGUGGUGUUGGCCAAGCGAAGCGAUCGGAGGAGAUGCACGGGAUUUGUACUCUGUUGAAAUAAUACGUCAUCUUAUAUUCUUUAGUGAUUUCAAUUAAUUGUUAAUAAUUUGUAUUACUAUACCGUUACAUAAUUAAACAAUAAAAUGCCGGCGGCGCGAGGCGUAAAACGUUCAGCGUCAAAAUCUUCUGCGACUACGGCAUCGACGGGGCCUAAAAAUAAGAAAAAGCGUGGAGCAAUCCAGUUGGAGAUACCAUCUGCACCCAAAAAGAGAGGUUAUGUGUUAACUUGUGGUCAAGGAGAUGUCGGACAGCUAGGAUUGGGUGAAGAUGUCAUGGAGACGACUAAAUUUAAACAAGUGGUGUCCCUGGGCAAUAAGAUUGUAGAUGUCCAUGCAGGAGGCAUGCACUCAGUAGCAUUGGAUAGUGAUGGAAAGGUUUGGACAUUCGGCUGCAAUGAUGAAGGUGCAUUAGGCAGGCCGACUUCAAAUGAAAAAGACGAGGGUACUCCGAAAGCAGUAGACUUACCGUUCCCAGCGGUGGCCAUCAGUGCGGGAGACUCCCAUUCGGCAGCACUACUGAAUAAUGGGGAUGUGUACGCUUGGGGGGCUUUUAGAGAUUCCCAUGGUAGUAUGGGUUUGGUGGUGCGUGGCAGGGAGGGUAAAGCUUGCAAAGAGCCGGUAAAAGUUGAUAUCGGAGAACAAGCCGUUGCUGUCGCUUCUGGUGGAGAUCAUCUUGUUAUUUUGUCUACAUCAGGCUCAGUGUAUACAAUGGGUUGUGGCGAGCAAGGUCAACUCGGCAGACUGUCACAGAGAUCAGCCAGUAGAGAUGCUCGACAAGGAUUCAGUGCCCUGCUCACCCCAGCUCGUGUGACCCUCCGAGGGGGGGCGGCCGCCGUAUGGGCCGGCCAUCACGCCAGCUUUGCCCUGCAACCUGCUGGCCGUCUACUGGCCUGGGGGCUUAAUAAUUAUGGACAGCUCGGCAUAACGGGCGAGAAACGCAAGACAGCGCUGUUUUCGCCCGCGGAGUGCGAUGCUUUUGGAGACAAGACGUGGAGUUGUGUGGCGGUGGGGCAGCACCACUCGCUGGCGCUGGACGACUGCGGCGUGCCGCACGCCGUCGGCCGCUGCGACUACGGCCGACUCGGACUGGGCGAUCGUCCCGGGGAUGCUGAGACACUGGAGCCUAUCCCAAAGCUACAAAACAAGAAGUGCGUCAGUAUUGCAGCCGGAACUUGUAGUUCAUUUGCGGUCACUGAUGAUGGUGAAGUGUACGCUUGGGGUAUGGGAAGUGAAGGUCAGCUGGGUACCGGAGCGAGGAAUGACUGCGGGGAGCCAUCGCUGGCAAUCUUACCGAUCCCAGCUGGAGUCACCACUGCCCGACCAGCUCUCCAGGUUGCAGCCGGGGGCCAGCAUGCUGUUCUACUCGUGGAGGACCCAACAUCACAAAAAGAGGCGUCUCCAGUCCCAGAGAAUGAAAAAGAAGAAGAGAAAGCCGAGCCUAUAGAAGAGAAGAGACCGAACAAAAGGCAGAAGAAACAAGAACAAGACGAGGAGAUAUCUUCUACGUCGACACAGGUCGCCGAGCGGGAUGACAAGCCAGAGAAGGUGAAUGGCAAUGAAAAGAAAGAAAAUGACCCUGAAACUGAAACAGAGACGCCCAUGGAAGUUGAUGACACCGACAAAGCACAAGUGGACAAAGAUACAGAAAAAGAAGAAAAACAAACGGAUGAACAGAAAGAAACCGAUCAAACUGAAUCGGAAAAGGACUCCAAAGACGCCAUGGACACGAGUAGCCAGGACACCGAGAGUGACAAGGAGCCCCAGGCCUCCGAGGCCCCCGAAGCCCCCGAGGUCCCCAGCGGAGCGCCCGAGGCCCCCAGUGGAGCUCUAAACGGCGCCCAAGCGUGA